GCAUGGGGGCCUCUUUUCAACAAGACCUCCCGCCCAAGGGAUGACGAUGAAACCGUCGAGUCUUUGUGGAGUGAUUGGGACAUUCCCCGUCGCAUGAUGCAGGUUGCUUUGUGGAUCAAAGAGAAGAACGAGGAGACAGGCGAGUGGGAAAGUACCUUCUGGAAGAUGUUGGAGGAGAGCAAAUGCUCGGAAGUCAUUUUCACCGAAAACACCGCGCCGGACAGAGAGAUUUGGGAUGAGAAGGGUGGUCUGAUCAAGAAAGGUGCAGCUGAAAUUGCUGAGCGCGAUCAGGAUCAUGUGCCUGAAGUCAAGGUUUUGACCACUCUAGGCAUGUUCGCCGUGCCCGUGACUGCAGAGACCACAGUGGGUGAGAUCCGUCAAAAAGUGCAGGAGUGGAAGCCGGAGUAUUCCUUGGAGCAAAUUGAGCUCGUUUGCAAAGACAAAGAUGCAUGGGGGCCUCUCUUCAACAAGACCUCCCGCCCAAGGGAUGAUGAUGAGACAGUCGAGUCAUUGUGGAGCGAUUGGGACAUUCCCCGCCGUAUGAUGCAGGUUGCUCUCUGGAUCAAGGAGAAGAAUGAGGAGACAGGUGAGUGGGAGAGUACCUUUUGGAAAAUGUUGGAGGAGAGCAAAUGUGAUGACUGGAGCUUCCAAGGUCACACCAUUUGAGCACUUGGUUCUGCGCAGAUGCUGAAGGCUGGUCCACCUUGUUUGGUAAUGAGAACGAGUGGCAACAGAGGAUGAUUAGAGCUUUCAGAGCUUAGGACAUGUGAUCCUUAGGCAAUGCGGAAAAAGUACAGAGGAUAGUGUGGGAAGGCCAACUGAAUGUGCA
This is a messenger RNA of Cladocopium goreaui, 829 nucleotides long. The record is from the annotation of a GenBank genome assembly. Lineage: Eukaryota; Dinophyceae; Suessiales; Symbiodiniaceae.